Molecule: messenger RNA, 2142 nt
Organism: Parasteatoda tepidariorum (common house spider)
Lineage: Eukaryota; Metazoa; Arthropoda; Arachnida; Araneae; Theridiidae
Product: aconitate hydratase, mitochondrial
Biological process (GO): tricarboxylic acid cycle
Cellular component (GO): mitochondrion; cytosol
Molecular function (GO): 4 iron, 4 sulfur cluster binding; aconitate hydratase activity
Source: RefSeq, a predicted model, not a curated record
AGAUGCUACAGCUCAAAUGACAAUGUUACAAUUUAUAUCAAGUGGACUUCAAAAGGUUGCAGUGCCAUCUACAAUUCACUGUGAUCACUUCGUCCAGGCUCAAAUCAGUGGAGAUAAAGAUCUCGUUCGUUCAGAAGAUAUGAAUAAAGAAGUUUUCAAAUUCUUAGAAACUGCUGCUGCUAAGUAUGGGGUAGGAUUUUGGAAACCGGGGAGCGGUAUCAUGCACCAGAUUAUCCUGGAAAAUUAUGCUUUUCCGGGUCUUUUGCUUAUUGGCACUGACAGUCAUACAACGAAUGGAGGUGGCUUAGGAGGAGUAUGUAUAGGUGUAGGUGGAGCGGAUGCAGUUGAUGUUAUGGCAGAUAUUCCAUGGGAGUUGAAGUGUCCGAAUUUUACUGGAGUCAAACUUACAGGCAAACUAAAUGGUUGGACUUCUCCAAAAGAUGUAAUUUUGAAAGUAGCCGCAAUACUAACAGUUAAAGGUGGGACUGGUUCGAUUCUGGAAUACACUGGUCCCGGAGUUGAAUCGAUUUCUUGUACAGGCAUGGGAACAAUAUGUAACAUGGGAGCUGAAAUUGGAGCAACUACUUCCAUUUUCCCAUAUAACAGAAGAAUGAGAGACUACUUGAUUGCAACACGAAGAGAAGAAAUAGCAAAUUUAUCAGAUCAGUACUACGAUCUAUUAACACCAGAUCCAGGAUGUGAAUAUGACAAAGUGAUAGAAAUCAACCUCGAUGAAUUGGAACCCCACGUAAAUGGACCAUUUUCUCCCGAUCUUGGACAUACGAUAUCUCAAUUGGGGAAAAAUGCUAAGAGGAAUGAUUGGCCGACAGAUGUUGCAGUUGGACUUAUCGGAAGUUGCACAAACAGUAGCUAUGAAGAUAUGUCGAGAGCUGCAUCUGUAGCCAAACAAAUCCUUGAGCAAGGAAUAAAGGCAAAAUCCAAGUUUUACGUCACUCCGGGAUCACUUCAGAUAAAAGAUACAAUCGAAAGAGAUGGACAGGCAGAAGCAUUAAAAGACUUUGGCGGCGUCUUUCUGGCUAGUGCUUGUGGUCCUUGCAUCGGGCAGUGGGAUAGGAAGGAUAUCAAGAAGGGAGAAAAAAAUACCAUAGUUUCUUCCUACAACCGUAAUUUUACUGCCAGGAAUGAUGCCAAUCCAGAGACUCAUGCUUUUGUAACUUCACCGGAAAUGGUGGUUGCUCUCUCUGCUGCUGGUACAUUGGACUUUAAUCCCUUGACAGAUAAGCUUACUAACUCUAAAGGUGAGAAAUUUAUGCUUGAAGAACCGAGAGGUGAAGAACUGCCUGUCAAUGGCUUCAAUCAGAAAGAUGUAAAAUUUCAACCUCCUCCAGGUGAUGGUUCCUCUAUUCAAGUUGAUGUUGAUCCCAAAAGCCAAAGAUUGCAGCUUUUGUCUCCUUUUGAUAAAUGGGAUGGAAAAGAUUUAGAAGAUAUGUUAGUGCUCAUUAAAGUUAAAGGAAAAUGUACAACUGAUCACAUAAGUGCUGCUGGACCAUGGCUGAAAUAUCGAGGACAUCUAGACCAUAUUUCCAACAAUAUGUUUAUUGGAGCCAUAAAUUCAGAAAAUGGGGAAGCAAACAAUGUAAAAAAUAGACUGACUGGAAAGUGGGGUUCUGUACCUGAUACAGCACGAUAUUACAAAGCAAAAGGUGUGAAAUGGGUGGCUAUUGGUGAUGAAAAUUAUGGAGAAGGCAGUAGUCGGGAACAUGCUGCUUUAGAACCAAGACAUCUUGGAGGAAGGGCUGUCAUUGUUAAGAGUUUCGCUAGAAUUCACGAAACAAAUCUAAAAAAGCAAGGUGUAUUACCUUUAACAUUCAGUGAUCCUACUGAUUAUGACAAGAUCCAUCCUUCAGAUAAAAUUUCAUUAUUAGGAUUAAAUGACUUAUCUCCUGGAAAACCAGUGAAAUGUGAAAUCAAACAUGAAGACGGAAAAAUUGAGACAAUCUUUCUGAGUCACACUAUGAAUAAGUUGCAAAUCGAAUGGUUCAAAGCCGGGAGUGCUCUAAAUCGCAUGGCAGAAAUGAAAUCAUCCCAAUUUGUUUAAAUUGAACAAUUCGUUGUUCUUGUUUACAUUCUUAAUUAAUCGUGUCUCGUAUGUUUUUUAAAUAAAAGAUAUUUAUUCUAAAA